UUUCCCAAUAAAACGAGAAACGACCCCUUGUCUCGGUUUUCCCCUCUUUCCGCCCCGCCCCGCUGCCCCGCGCUGUUGCUCUCCCGGGAUGAGCGGCAGGAGCGGGUUGUCGCUGAUAGGCUGCGCUCUCCGUCACGCAGCGCUGCCGCCCUCCCCGGCUGCGAGGGGAGCUGCGGCCGAGGCUUCCGUCCCCGGGCUCGGAGCCUCGCUCCUCCGCGCUUGCCCUUAGCAUCCCGGUUCCUGUUUGUUUCUGGCGUUGAGAUUCAGGUGGCUUGAACGAGAGAGUCAGUCCUGGAUGUUUGCAGCCUUUUGCUUCGGCUGGCAGAGAAGAAAAAAGGUGAACGCUGACCUGCAGCACUUGCUUCCUGUGGAAGAAAUAUCGGACACUGUUCUGGGAUUAUUUGUGCGUGCUUCGUCCUGAAAAGGCCUCUGAAAUAAUCAGUAGACAUCUGGGAAAAGAAUUGAGGAAGUCGUGAGGUUUUUUUCUUCUAACAGUGUUGUGCACAUCACCCUUGGAUUCUUUUGUCCGCAUGGCAUGGACACAUAGCUAAAUAUAUGAAGUUCUGAAUAUUUCAGCUGCCAAAAUAAAGUGCUUUCCUCUUUUUACAUACUCUUUUUCUUCUCGGCAACAAUCUUUCUGAGUCAGGGGCAUAACCAGUCUUGUUAACUGGCUCCAGGUUAAAUGUGGCCUGAGUCACUGUGGAGACAUUGCUGAAAAGUUUCAUGGCAGAUUUUCCCCCCACCCUUAUUUCAUUUUUAAAAUUUUCUGACACAGUCUUCUCUCACUUUGCAGUGAGACCGAUUUUAUAAAUGAAGAAUUUAAUACAUGUUUGUUUACCUUUUUUCCUAUUGUAUUGUAUUUGAUAUUUCUGUUGAAAAAUGUUGUUGCCAAUGAGCAGUAUGGAGGUAUCCAGAUAACUGUUUACAAAUGCCUCUGCUACCAGAAGGUGGGAAAUGUUCUACAGUUCAUACGUGAAAUUUGGGUUUUUGGCAUCACAUUUGUGGAGUAAAACCUCUGUUUAUUUCACUUGGAGCUGAUGCUGCAUAUAGUGAUACCUAUGGAAUAGACAUGGAAUAGACGGAGAAGAAACUGUCAGAGAAAAUAAAAGGUUUUUAAGACAGACAUUGGCAGACUUUGUAAAUAGCCUUGCAGGAUCUGUACGCGAGAAGGAUGGGUAGCUGAUUUCUGUGAGGUCAAAUCUAUGUCAAACUGCUGCGAAUGUAGUAUCAACAGGAACUUGGGAUAUUAUCUCAAGGAACACAAGCUGGAAAAAUAUAAAUCACGCAAUACUAACACCUUGUGCGCUCCUCUUGAAUUAGGUUUGCAUUCAACUGAACUGCUGCUGGCUGAAAGAAAAUUAAGAUGGACAGAGCAACUUAAUUCAAAAGGACUUGCCAUGAGGUGCUAAGCCUUUUUUUAUUGAUUCGGAGAGACUGGACCUAAAUGGCGCAACAUGACUUUGCUCCAGCCUGGCUUAAUUUUCCUACUCCACCAUCAUCAACAAAGUCAUCGCUGAAUUUUGAGAAACAUUCUGAAAAUUUUUCGUGGACAGAGAAUCGUUAUGAAACGAAUCGCAGAAGACACAACUCUUCAGAGGGGUUUGAUUCUAACACUGGAAGGCCAAAUGGAGGGCAUUUUGGGCGAAAAGAGAGGAAUGGUUGGCGUUCACAAGGAAGAAAUGGUCCAGAAAAUAUAAACCAUUGUGGAGGGUACCGUGGUGGAGGUUCCCGUACUCGUAGCAGCACCUUCCAUUGUGGAAAAGGCCAGGGACUGCAUGAAAACAGUGUCCCUGAUAAUGAAACCCGCCAAAAGGAAAACAAAGAAAUACGCAAUCAGUUUGAGGCUGAGGAUUUUCCAUCUUUAAACCCUGAAUAUGAGAGGGAACCAAACCAGAAUAAAUCUCUAGCUGCAGGUGUGUGGGAGUACCCUUUAAAUCCUAAAUCUAGAUCUCAGAGAAUGCUGGUCAUUAAAAAGGGCGGUACAAAAGAACUGCAAAUAUCUGGAUUCCCAGUAGUAGGAAGUCUUCACUCACAGCCAGUAAGGAAUGGAACUGGCACAAGUGUUUAUAAAGGAUUAGUCCCCAAACCUGCCACUCCACCUGCAAAGCCCACAGAGUGGAAAAGCCAAGCAAAAGAAAAUAAACUUGGGAAUGCUUUUCCUCAUGACUCGGCACAUGGUGUUAGCAAUUUCAGUCCUUUCAAAUCAACUGUCAAGGCAUUUGCUGUAACACAAAAUUCAGUGAAAGAGUAUAAUCGGUCAAAUUCUGCAUCCCCUGUUGACAAAUCUGGUCAGCCUCGUUUAACAAAAUUGACAAGAAUGCGGACUGAUAAGAAGAGUGAAUUUUUGAAAGCAUUGAAAAGAGAUCGAGUGAAAGAGGAACAUGAAGAUGAGAGUCAUGAUGGGCAAGAGAAGGAUGAUGAGUCCUUCAGCUUGCAUAACAGCAACAGUCCUCAUAAUGAGAGAGAUAUAAACCGAAACUUUGAAAAUGUGAUUCCACAGGAGAAUGGCAAUGCUUCAAUUACACCUCAGCAGAUCAUUCAGUCUUCAGCUUUCCCUCAGGCAAAUGUUCUUUCAAGCUCACUUGAGGCAGAGCAUAGGUUGUUAAAGGAGAUGGGCUGGCAGGAAGACAGUGAAAAUGAUGAAACAUGUGCUCCACUAACUGAGGAUGAGAUGAGGGAGUUCCAAGUCAUUAGUGAACAGUUACAAAAAAAUGGCCUUCGGAAAAACGGCAUUUUGAAAAAUGGCCUCAUCUGUAAUUUUAAAUUUAGCCCCUGGAAAAACAGCACUUUCAAACCUGCUCUGGAGAAUGAGGAUUCUGAGACAAGCAGCAGUGAUACAUCAGAUGAUGAUGAUGUGUGAAGACUUCUCUAACACCUCUAGAAGGCCAUUUGUUCUUGUGAAAAUUUGGGGAUGUUUUGUCAAAAAACAAAAAAUUUUAAUUUAUGUAGUAACAUCCCCAGUACAGGAAGAAUGAUGGAACUUUUAUCUGAAGGAAGCAGGGAAUGUUUCACUGGGUGUGUUGAAAAUCACUGUAAUUUCUCUGUAAAUGGAU
Molecule: messenger RNA, 3053 nt
Organism: Ficedula albicollis (Collared flycatcher)
Lineage: Eukaryota; Metazoa; Chordata; Aves; Passeriformes; Muscicapidae
Gene: GPBP1
Product: GC-rich promoter binding protein 1
Exons: 14
Coding region: 1445-2860 (471 amino acids)
Biological process (GO): positive regulation of DNA-templated transcription; DNA-templated transcription
Cellular component (GO): nucleus
Molecular function (GO): DNA binding; RNA binding
Source: RefSeq, a predicted model, not a curated record